Molecule: messenger RNA, 3189 nt
Organism: Dryobates pubescens (Downy woodpecker)
Lineage: Eukaryota; Metazoa; Chordata; Aves; Piciformes; Picidae
Gene: NLRC3
Product: NLR family CARD domain containing 3
Exons: 18
Coding region: 1-3189 (1062 amino acids)
Biological process (GO): negative regulation of canonical NF-kappaB signal transduction
Cellular component (GO): cytosol
Molecular function (GO): protein binding
Source: RefSeq, a predicted model, not a curated record
AUGUCACAGGGAGCCUCCGAUGGAAGAGGUUUGGAUCGAUUGCUACCGCAAGCUGUGGGUGAGAUGCAUCUCACCUCGGUUCCUGGAGGAGAUCAUCUGCUACCUGUGGAGGCUGGGCCUCCUGACAGCAGAGGAGGCUGGCUGAGCACAGGAGGCAAGCUCCCUGCAGGAGGUGAACCUAUGGUGCAGAAGCACCUGGAGAGCCUCCAAAGCUCCUGUGGGAAAGGCCUGGAGACUGCUCGUCUGCAGCGCCUCACCAACCUGCUGCUGGUGGAAGGCUUGACUGAUAUCCAGCAGAAGGAGCAUGACAUCCUGCAGCUUGAGGCCACCAAAGGCCUGCAAAACAUAUCUAACAGCAUCCCUCUGGAGAAGCUCUUCCUGCCUCUCUCCAAGGUCAGCAUCCCACCUCGCAUCUUGGUCACCAUCGGGGUGUCCGGGAUUGGCAAAAGCACGCUGGUGAAGUUCUUUGUCUACACCUGGGCAAAGGGGGAGAUCAACAAGGACAUCACCUUCGUGCUGCCCCUCACCUUCAGGGAGCUGAACACCCACGAGAAGCUCUCUGCUGAGCGACUCAUCUGCUUGGCCCUCCCCCACAUCACUGAGCCCAGCUGCAUCUUGGCAGGGGCUGCCAGGACCCUGCUGAUCCUUGAUGGCCUGGAUGAGUUCAAGACCCCUUUGGAUUUUUCCAAUGCUGUGGUAUGCACCGACCCCAAAAGGGAGAUGCAAGUAGAGAGCCUGAUCACCAACAUCAUCCGUGGCAACCUGCUGCAGGAGGCCUCCGUCUGGGUGACGUCGCGGCCGGCAGCGGCCGGCCAGAUCCCCGCCGGGCUUGUGGACCGAAUGACAGAGAUACGAGGCCUUGGAGCUGCUGAGAUGAAGGACUUCUUGGACCAGAUGUUCCUUGAUAACAGAGAUCUCUCCAACCAAGUCCUCCACCACAUCAGGGCCAACAGGUCCUUGCAUGCCAUGUGCACCGUCCCUGGCAUUUGCUGCAUUUCUGGUUCCUCAAUCGCUUAUUACCUAAAAACCAGCGCCCACCACUCCCAGGAGACCACCACCAGCCCCAGGACCCUCUCAGAAGUCUACUCCUAUUACUUUAAAAUGGCCUUGAGCAGUGACUGGCCUGAGAAGCCUCGAGAAUCGCUUAGGAUUGAGCAGGUGGUGGCCAACAGCAAGAAGGUGGUGGGCAGCCUGGGCCGGCUGGCCUUCUACGGGCUGCUCAGGAGGAAGCACGUCUUCUACGAGCAGGACAUGAAGGUCUACGGUGUUGACUUGUCCGUGCUGCAGAGCAGCCUGUGCAGUAGACUUCUGCUCAAGGAGGAGGUGCAGCCCUUCACAGCCUACUACUUCUCCCACUUAACCGUGCAGGAGUUCCUAGCAGCCCUUUAUUACUACACGGCUGCCAAGCGGGCGCUGUUCGACCUCUUCACGGAGAGCGGCGUGUCCUGGCCCAAGCUGGGCUUCCUCAGCCACUUCAGGAGCGCUGUUCAGAGGUCUCUGCAGGCAGAGGACAGGCAGCUAGACAUCUUUGUGCGCUUUCUCUGCGGGCUCCUCUCCCCACAGGUGAACAAGCUGCUUUCUGGGUGGCUGGUGGUGAAGGAUGAGCACAACAGCUUCAGGAGCCAAGCCAUCAGCCUCCUGCAGGACUGCCUGAACACCAACUACGUCAUCUCCUCCCGGGUGGUGAACACCAUGCACUGCCUCUCCGAAAUCCAGCACACGGAGGUCGCCAAGGCUGUGGAGGAAGCCAUGAAGAACGAGAGCUUGGCUGGGAUGCUCACCCCCGUGAACUGCUCUGCCCUGGCUUAUCUGCUGCAGGUCUCUGAGGUCUGUGUCAAGGAGACCAACCUCUCCAACUGCCUCACCUACAACAUCUGUAAAAGCCUGCUCUCCCAGCUCCUCUUCUGCCACAACCUCAGGCUGGACAAUAACCAGUUUAAGGACAAUGCAAUGGAGCUGCUGGGCAGCGUGCUGAGUGCAAAGGAUUGCCAGAUCCAGAAGCUCAGCUUGGCAGAGAAUCAGAUCAACAACAAAGGAGCUAAAGCCUUGGCCAGGUCACUGAUGGUGAACAGGAGCCUUAUGGCGCUGGACCUGAGGAGCAACUCCAUCGGCCCCACCGGUGCCAAAGCCCUGGCUGAUGCACUGAAGAAGAACCAAGUCCUGCUCUCCCUAAACCUGCAGCACAAUGCCAUCAAGGAGGAUGGUGCCAGCUUCCUGGCCGAGGCCCUGCUGAGCAAUCACAGGCUGGUGACCCUGCACCUGCAGAAGAAUGCCAUCGGUGCCCAUGGUGCCAGGAAGGUGGCCGAGGCGCUGAAGCAGAACCGCAGCCUGAAGGAGCUGAUACUCUCCAGCAAUAUGGUGGGAGACAAUGGCUCAGUUGCCUUGGCUGAAGCUCUGAAGGUGAACCACACUCUGCAAAGCCUUGAUCUGCAGAGCAACUCCAUCAGCAGCUCCGGGGUCACUGCCCUGACAGCAGCUCUCUGCUCCAACAAGGGACUCACCAGCCUCAACCUGCGGGAGAACUCCAUCAGCAAGGAGGGAGGCCCUGCCAUCGCCCGCGCCCUGCGGACCAACAGCACCCUCAGGAAGCUGGACUUGGCAGCAAACCUGCUGUGUGAUGAGGGCGGCAAGGCCAUCGCUCUGGCCAUGGCAGAGAACCAGGCACUCACCUCCCUCCAUUUGCAGUGGAACUUCAUCCAGGCCAGCACUGCCACAGCCCUGGCACAAGCACUACAGUCAAAUGGCAGCCUGGCCAGCCUCGACUUGCAGGAGAACGCCAUCGGAGACCAGGGCACGGCCGCCCUCGCCGCCGCGCUGGAGGUCAACACCAGCCUGGCGCAGCUCCACCUGCAGGUGGCUUCCAUUGGUGCAGCUGGUGCCCAAGCCCUGGCAGAAGCCUUAAUGGUCAACAAGAGCCUGCAGAUCCUGGACUUGAGAGGCAACUCGGUCGGCGUGGCAGGGGCCAAGGCCUUGGCCAACGCGCUGAAGGCCAACCGCAGCCUCCGGCGCCUCAACUUGCAGGAGAACUCUCUGGGCAUGGAUGGAGCCAUCUGCAUCGCCACCGCGCUGAGGGGCAACCACAGCCUCACCUACAUGAACCUGCAGGGGAACCGCAUCGGGCAGUCUGGAGCCAAGAUGAUCUCAGAUGCCAUCCGAACCAACGCCCCCGACUGCGUGGUGGACAUCUGA